UUAGCCGCAGUGGAAAGACUUCUUCGUUUCACCCUGAGAUCACUGUUCCAGAAUGGCACCGCCGGGAGCAAAAAACAAACCUCUUCCGGCACCAAUUCGAAAGCAGGAAAGGCGUAAAUCCGCAACCGGUUGGACAUGGACCCGGUUUCAGAAGCAAUAUCUGAGCGUGGACUAUGUGAAGUCUUUGAUCUUCGAUCCAGCCCAGCUGCCGGUUGUAAUGUGGUUAAUACUGGCUGCCGAAUUGCUGCUAAAUGUGUUUAUAGUCCGGACGGUUUCUUACACCGAAAUUGAUUGGAAAGCAUAUAUGCAAGAAUGCGAGGGAUUUCUCAAUGGAACUACCAACUACGCGUUGCUAAAAGGUGAUACCGGUCCGCUGGUAUAUCCGGCCGGGUUCGUCUACAUCUACAGCGCGCUUUAUUAUAUAACCUCCUAUGGACAGAACAUUCGAUUGGCUCAGUUCAUUUUCAUUGCAAUAUACCUAGCGCAGAUGGCACUAGUUCUUCGAUUGUACUGCAAAAGCCGGAAGCUUCCGCCGUAUGUGCUCGUUAUUACCACCUUCACAUCGUAUCGAAUUCAUUCGAUAUACGUCCUGAGGUUGUUUAAUGAUCCGUUAGCAAUACUAUUUCUUUAUGUGGCCCUAAAUGCAUUUAUCGAUAAUCGCUGGACAAUGGGAAGCUUUUUCCUUAGCUUGGGCGUUUCCGUUAAAAUGAAUAUUCUACUGUUUGCUCCAGCUAUUUUACUGCUCUUCAUUACCAAUCUAGGCUAUUGGAAGACAUUUCUGCAGUUAGCGGUAUGUGGUAUAAUUCAGAUAGUACUGGGAGCACCAUUCCUUCUGACUUAUCCAUGGGAGUAUUUAAAAGGCAGCUUCGAUCUAGGGCGUAUUUUUGAACAUAAGUGGACCGUCAACUAUCGCUUUCUGGAUCAGGAGGUCUUUGAGAAUAAGCUGUUCCAUUUAACGCUUCUUGGUAUACAUGUGCUGUUGUUGGUGGUAUUUGCCUCGCCUUGUUUCAAAUAUUUCCAAAACUAUUGCCGACUUAGGCAGUUGGAGAUAAUGCUAGCUCCACAAAUUGCGGCCAAAAAUCGAGAGGUUACACAGGAACACAAAACAAAGGAGAAACCGAAAAAGAAGGCUCAACCCAAUAAAGAAGAACCUCUCACAAAAGAGCAGGAAAAAUUCCUGAAAUCUUUUGAAAAAGGCAUAAAGAAAAUGUCUGCUCAGGAGUCUGCAGCCAACGGAGUGCCGGCUUCAGCAAAAGUAGAAGAAACUCCGCCACCACAGCCCAGCAAAUUUUCUAUUCAUUUUGAUAGAGCUACUCAGUUGGCAUUGCUGCCGAUUUUCCUGUCGAACUUCAUCGGAAUCGUAUGCGCUCGCAGUCUACAUUACCAGUUCUACGUCUGGUAUUUCCACAGUUUGCCCUAUUUGGCAUGGUUCACUGAGUACACGACCAGUCUGAAGUUUUUGCUGUUAUUCCUACUGGAGUUCAGCUGGAACACAUACCCAAGCACCGCGGUGAGCAGUUUGAUCCUUCACACCUGUCACGUCAUACUGCUUGUCGGAAUAGGAAAGAAGUUUUUCCGAAAGAUUCCAGAUCUGGCACAGAUAAGUAAGGCAGCCGAAUGAAGUCGGGGAAAGAUCGGACCCUGAGUGGAAUAUGCGAAAAGACAAUCGACUGUAUUGCUAAAUAUUUCGUAACUCGGCGGAGCUACGUAACUGGUAAAUAUGGAUUUGAUUUUUACAUUGAGAGUCUAUUGAUGUGUUUUAUAUUAGUUUUUUUACGAUGUAGUAAGUAGAGUUGUGUGACUAUAGAGUUUAUUUAUUU
Molecule: messenger RNA, 1820 nt
Organism: Sabethes cyaneus
Lineage: Eukaryota; Metazoa; Arthropoda; Insecta; Diptera; Culicidae
Gene: Alg3
Product: lethal(2)neighbour of tid protein 2
Exons: 2
Coding region: 53-1621 (522 amino acids)
Cellular component (GO): endoplasmic reticulum
Molecular function (GO): dol-P-Man:Man(5)GlcNAc(2)-PP-Dol alpha-1,3-mannosyltransferase activity
Source: RefSeq, a predicted model, not a curated record